AUGAAUGUCACUGCAGCAGAACUUGUUUCUUAUUUGUUGCUGCAUAACCAAGAUAUAGAAAGAGCUCACACUGCACUCGUUGAGGAUGCUAACUGGCAUGCGGGCAUCCUGCGCCAAACCCGCGAGCGGCUGCGGCGGCAGCGGGGCUCUCCUUGGUGGCUUAAUCUUCCUUUAACAUCUUCUCGUGCACUGCAGCAGCAGCAGCAGCAGCUGCGGCAGCAGCAGCAGCAGCAGCAUCAAUAUAUGAUGAUACAGAGUUCUUCUUCUUUGCUUGCUGAGGGCUCUUCUGCUGCAGCAGCAGCAGCAGCAGCAACAGCAGCAACAGCAGCAGCAGAACCUUGGUAUCCUGGUGCAGCAGAACGGGGACUUACAGCUUCUUUGGGCCCCCAUAUAAUCGGAAACCCCAGCAGCAGCAACAGCAGCAACAGCAACAGCAGCAGCAGCAGCAGCAGCAGCAGUCCCCCUCUCGGUGCAAUUGAUACUAGUUGUAUUCCUUUUUUUUAUUCUUCUUCUCUAGACGGCAUAAGAAGAAGAAGAAGGGGGAGAAACAUGCAUGCAGAACCCUCAUUAACUAUUGGAGCUGCGGGGGGGGCCCCCCUGGGGGCCCCACUGGGGGCCCCCAUGGGGGCCCCCCUAGCAGCACUUGCUGCUGCACCUAUCGGUGCAUUGGUAGAGAGGAGACCGCAGGAGAUGCAGUGA
Molecule: messenger RNA, 699 nt
Organism: Eimeria mitis
Lineage: Eukaryota; Apicomplexa; Conoidasida; Eucoccidiorida; Eimeriidae
Product: LysM domain domain-containing protein, putative
Exons: 2
Coding region: 1-699 (232 amino acids)
Source: RefSeq, a predicted model, not a curated record